AUGUUAUCAUUUCCAUUGUCUCUUCCCUUCGUUUUCUUUAAAUCUACUUCAAAGAAGAAAGCUGAUGAAAAUACUGAUAAGAAUGAAUUCAAAUUUAAAUUUAAAGAAGCUGAUAACGAUUUUUUGGAUAUUUCUUUGACCAGCAAGGCUUUAAAGGACAAGAAUUUAAAGACACACUCGUAUCAGAGAGAUGUUGAUGACGAAGUAGACAUUUCUGUCAGUGAAAUGAUAGAAUUUCAAAAAAAGGCUUCAUCUAGUAGUUUGAGGAAAGACCGUAGAGACUCUUCCUCUUUGGACAAGAAAUUAAAUGAAAUCCGAACAGGGACCUACAAUAAGGAUUUGGAUACUAUUCUUUUGCAUCAGACUACAUACGAUGACCAAGUCUUAGACCCUAUAGAUGAAAUGAAAUAUGACCCAAAAUUAUCGCGCAAAAUAAAGGUCGACAAAAGGAGAGCCAAACAUAUGUUGUUUUCAAAGGCAUAG
Molecule: messenger RNA, 483 nt
Organism: Kluyveromyces marxianus DMKU3-1042
Lineage: Eukaryota; Fungi; Ascomycota; Saccharomycetes; Saccharomycetales; Saccharomycetaceae
Exons: 1
Coding region: 1-483 (160 amino acids)
Source: RefSeq, a predicted model, not a curated record